Zerene cesonia (dogface butterfly) is the source of this 1274-nucleotide messenger RNA. RefSeq names its product metallophosphoesterase 1-like (gene PGAP5). Gene Ontology annotation, molecular function: hydrolase activity. The record is from RefSeq and is a predicted model, not a curated record. The coding region runs from base 156 to 1244 and encodes 362 amino acids. Gene Ontology annotation, biological process: GPI anchor biosynthetic process. Lineage: Eukaryota; Metazoa; Arthropoda; Insecta; Lepidoptera; Pieridae. The transcript is spliced from 7 exons.
UGUCAUUGCUUGUUAUCAAACAAGAUUUCCCUUAUCACAUUUUAUCUUUUGAACUGAUGUUCCUUGGAAACUUAGUUGGGCUUAAAUAUUAUAGACUUCUUUUCUUAAAGCUGAGUUUUAAAGCAUUUCGUAAGUAGCAUUAUUAUAAUAUAAGUAUGCGACGUGUUACGAAAAAACUGUUGUUAACCAUUUUGGGCUUACUUUUUAUCGGGCUCUAUUGUGAGUUUCUCAUAUAUUAUGUAGUCGUUUUUCAGUGUAGUUGGCCAAAAUUAGUAAACUCUACCGAAGGAAAAGUUUUAAAAGCGUUCGUUUUAUCAGAUACCCAUUUAUUGGGUCCUUACAGAGGACAUUGGCUGGAUAAGUUACGAAGAGAAUGGCAAAUGCAUCAAGCAUUUACGGCUAUUAUAAAUACACACCAACCUGAUGUUGUGUUUGUAUUGGGAGACCUCUUUGAUGAAGGCGAAUGGACUGAUGAUAAGCAAUUUAAUGCCUAUGUAGAGCGAUUUUACAAACUAUUUCCUGUACCACAGACUACAAAAUUGCAUGUUGUUAUGGGUAAUCAUGACAUAGGCUUUCAUAACAGAAUAAGGAAAAGAGCACUGCAAAGGUUCAUAGAACUUUUAAAUGCUCCAACUGUGCAGCACUUGGUAUUGAAAGGUUCACACUUUAUCCUUGUUAAUUCUAUGGCACUAGAAGGAGAUUCAUGCAACAUGUGUGCUGAAGCAAGAAAGGAAAUAUCUUUAAUAUCAAAUAAACUUUCCAAGUGCUCCAAGGACAACAAAUUCUGUGAAUUUGGUGGGCAAAAUUUAAAUUAUUCGAGACCUAUACUUAUGCAGCAUUUUCCACUCUAUCGAAUAUCUGACUCUGUGUGCACGGAAUCCGAUGCCCCACCAUUGCCAGAAAGAAAUAAAUUAUUCAGAUUGAAAAUAGAUGCACUAUCAAAAGAAGGAACAGAUUUUGUGAUCAAAAAUCUUAAACCCAGAGUAGUGUUUGGUGGCCAUACACAUCAUGGGUGCCUAUUAAAGCAUAAUUAUGGUAAAAUUGACUUUCUUGAAUAUUCUGUGCCAUCUUUCUCAUGGAGAAAUAGACCAGAUCCAAAAUAUAUGUUGGUGUCAAUUUCUCCAGAUGAAUAUGCUGUCAAUAAAUGUGGACUGCCAAUGGAAGUGACCAUGAUAGCUACAGCUGUAAUUAUGUUAUUUUGUUUGGUUGUAUAUAUGUUUAGAAUGAAAACCCUUGGAAGAUGACGAAUUAAUAUUAAAAAGUUUGGAAUAAAA